Molecule: messenger RNA, 5047 nt
Organism: Acanthopagrus latus (yellowfin seabream)
Lineage: Eukaryota; Metazoa; Chordata; Actinopteri; Spariformes; Sparidae
Product: transmembrane protein 132C
Exons: 10
Coding region: 557-3808 (1083 amino acids)
Source: RefSeq, a predicted model, not a curated record
ACAGGGUGCAGGUCGGCUACAGCUCAAACGAUCCAGUCCUACACCACCACCGACACCGUCACCACCACCUGAAUCACUACACGCGUCUCCGUCGGAAAGUUGGGAGGACUAUUUGGCAAGGCAUCGCUCGUCACUCGCCGCAGCCAGGUGAUCCGGAGCGCACGCGGAGGCAGCGCUCUAUGAGGAAGAAGAGGAGGAAAUAAAAGAAAAUAAAGAUAAAGAUUAAAAAAAAAUGAAUAAAUAAAAAUAAAAAUUGUUGAGGACUUCUUGUCGUGGAUGAGAAGGCUGUGAAGAAAAGAUUCUUGGACGCAUUUUUAUUUUUUUUCAUUAUUUUUUUUUUGGACGCCACAUGUCAGCGGAGAGUGGAUGAGACCGCGGCGCCGUAUCCUGCGCAUUAAGGGGAAUGGUGGUGUCGCACGGAAUACAACUGCUCCGCUCUCAAUGGAGAGCCGCUCAGAGGGGAUAAAUUGCGUGCGAAGUUGCGGGGCUCUCUGCUGAGAGGAGAAGGGGGGGAGGACUCUAUCCAUCCAGCCCGCCACCGAGCCCACAGCGAGACAUGGGGCCUCUCCGGUGCGUGGGACUCGCCGCGGUCCUCCUGAUGUGCACAGUGGUGGACAGCAAGGUGAUCCUGGAAGGCCUGCAGAGGUACGGCCCCACACCCAUCUAUCUGCCCGUCAGCUACCGGAUCCUCAACGCUGAGUCGGCGUUCUUCCUCCAGGAGGCAAAUCAGGACUUAAUGAGGAACUCCAGCCUGCAGGCUCGCACCGAGUCCUUCUUCGUCCACCAGGCCCGGCAGAUGCCCUUCGUCAACGCCAGCUACGGGCCGCUGUCCGUCCAGCAGUCCGUCCCUCUGGAGCUGCUGCAGACCCUGCCGGGGCCGUUCAACACGCCCUCCUUCACCGCAUCGUCGGCGCCAACGUCGGCAUCAUCCUCGCCGCCUCUCUUCACAUUCAACUGGAAGGUCCACACCUACAUCAUCAGCGAGAGGAUUCACCCCAGCUGGCCGAAGGUCCAGGUGCUGUUCUACAUCGCGGGGAGGGACUGGGACGAUUACAGCGCCAUCCACAAGCUGCCCUGCGUCAGGAUGUUCGCCUUCCACGAGACCCAAGAGGUGCGCGGGACAUGCAGGCUAAAAGGGGAGCUGGGGAUAUGCGUGGCCGAGCUCGAGCCUCUGGCCAGCUGGUUCAGCCCGCCUACUGUCAGGCCGGGCAGGCAGAGGGUGUCCGAGCAGGCCCAGGGAACUCCUGUGGAGCUCUACUACAUGGUUCAAACCACGGACAGCGGGGACUGCAGCUCAGAGGACUCGAGAAAGGGCAGCCCCGUCCGCACCGACCAGCAGAGGCCAAUGGGCUAUUUCGCCGGGCAUACGCCUAUGCAGCGCAUCGGCAGCGUCAGGCUGUUCCAGCCGCUGUCGGAGCUGAAGCUGGACAACAACUUUGUGGUGAUGACGCCGUCCAAACCCAUCCGGCAGCGAGAGACCCUCUCUACUUUUCUGGCUCUGUCCACGCUGUCCUCGGUGCAGAUAUUCACCCUCAGAGUCAAGCUGAAGGACGGCAUGGCUUUCCUGGGAGCCAGAGCCAGUAACCCUGUCGCGUGGACGGUGAGUCAGGAUGUGAGAAGUGAAGGUCACAGAGUUGUCACUCUCCACUGUCGGAGGAAGGAGAACAGUUUCAAUCAAAGAGCGGAGGCAGCAGGCUACCAGCGAGUGCUGCAGGUGGACCUGGAGGUGAACGGGCUAAUGGUGAUCCAGGGGGGGAGGGAGGUGACAUGGCAGGUGGAGUACCCACUCACCAGAACCCUGACCAGCGAGGUGCCGACCAUCAUCCGCCUGGCGCCGCAGGACCUCGGGGGCAUCGUGCCUCUGGCUAUGGACUCCGAGAUCCUCAACACGGCCAUCCUCACCGGGCGAACAGUCGCCGUGCCAGUAAAGGUGGUCACUGUAGGAACAGACGGAGCCGUCUCCGAUGUAACAGAGUCAGUGGAGUGCAAGUCAACAGAUGAACAGGUUAUUAAGGUGUCAGAGCGAUGUGACUACGUGUUCGUCAACGGGAAGGAGACGAGAGGGAAGAGCAGGGUGAUGCUGAACUUCACCUACAGUUUCCUGAGUGCCCAGCUCGAGAUGAGCGUGUGGAUGCCCCGUCUACCGCUGCUCAUCGAUGUGGCCGACACCGAGCUCAGCCAGAUCAAAGGCUGGAGGGUCCCUGUUAGCGCAGGCAACAGAAGGUACGAGAGGGUCACUGAUGUCAAGAAUGACGGCGAUGCGGCUGACGAGAGGACGGAGAGCAGCUGCGUGGCGCAGUAUCAGAGCACCACCCUGCGUGUCCUCACGCAGUUUGUGGCAGACAACGGAGAAGUGAGGGGAGCCUCGGAGGAGGACAGGAUGGGCCAGCAGAACUUCCUGCUGGGUACUGACUGGCAGGUGGAGGUGACGCAACUGGUCAAGGAUUCUCUGAGGGUGGCGGACCCGAAGGUCGCGCAACUGCUGGAGGGCCAAGUCGUGAUAGGACAGAACGCUGGGACUACCAAACUACAGGUGCUGUCCCCUCUGACGUCCUCCGUCCUGGCAGAGAGGAGCAUCAGGGUGCAGGACGACAAAGUGACGGUGACAGAGCUGGGCGUUCAGUUGGUAUCCGGACUGUCUUUGUCGCUGCAGCUCAGCCCUGGGAGCAACAGAGCCAUUGUUGCCACUGCAACCACACAGGAAGUCAUUGAGUCACUCAAACAGGAGUCCCUCAUCAGUGCCUGGCUCCAGUUCAGUGAUGGAUCCAUGACUCCUCUAGACAACUACAACCCUGCCCAUUUUGACCUGGCAGCCACCUCUUUGAAUGAACAGGUGGUGGUGGUGCAGCGCAGUGCAGCGUGGAAAUGGCCCAUUAUCGUUGCCAAGGGUGAAGGUCAGGGUUUGCUUGUGCGUGUUGAAAUGAGCCAGUCGGAGGUGUGCCAGAAGGGGAAACGACGUACUGUCUUAGCCACUGGAAUGGCAAACAUACAAGUGAGAUUUGGUCAGUCAGAGGAGCAAUACAGACAACCAGGAGACCGGCGAACACGCCCUGACCCUCCAUAUUACGGCGGAUCUAUCUCGGACAUGGAAACUGGCUUAAUCAACCGUGGAGCCACUACCAUCAGGGGCCACGUCCCGGUGAGACCCAACGGGGGCCGUCUAUCAGCAGACAGCGGGGCGAGAGCACCGAGCGAAUUCUCUGAGUAUCCAGACAAGGGAGACCUGCCUCGCAGCCGCAGCACUGAUGAUGACUUGUUACCGUCCCGCAGAGGUCUGACAGACCUGGAGAUUGGUAUGUACGCCCUGCUGGGAGUCUUCUGCCUGGCCAUCCUGGUUUUCCUCAUUAACUGCAUCUCUUAUGCAUAUAAGUACCGGAACAAGCAGCUGUCCCUGGAGGCCCCGGAAGCAAUGCCCCAUGCCCACGACUGGGUGUGGCUGGGCCAAGAGGAGGGCCUUUGUUUGCAGCAACAGCAGCAGGACGAACUUUGUGGCACUCUCGAGGAAGGCAGUCAGCUACUAAACGGAGGCGUCCAGCGUGGUAAUAACGGCAUGGGAGGCUGCAGUUCGAGUGGGAGGGAUCACAGGAACGAGUCGCUUAACUCACCCACCACCAAGAGAAAGAGGGUGAAGUUCACCACCUUUUCCAAUGUCAAGGCCAGUAAUGGAUGUCCUGUGCUCAGCCCAUUAGCGCUGGUGCAGACCAGUGAGAUAAAAUGGGUAUGUCCGGACAUCGAGCUCGGGGACACAAAGGAUCUUAGGAACUACAUGGAAAAGCUUAAUGAGAAUGCAAUUAAGAACAUUGCAUAGGGGGUGUUUUCAUUGAACUAAAGAGAAACUCACCUGAAUGCCUUCAGAAUGAGGAGGGAAUGAGGGAAACAGGAAGGAUAGGAAGAGGGAAAAAAGAAUAAAAGGGUGCAGAAAACAGACUGACGGUAAACUGUACCUCAGCAUAACAGGAUAGUGUGCUCAGCCUUUGUUGUUUCCAUGACAAUACUCAAGCAACGGACUACAAAGGGACACGAUUUGCCACGAAAACAGAGCAUAGUUACAAAAGGGGGGAAAUGUGAACUUGAUAUUGUUGCUUAACUUAAAUGUACGUUGUUUGUCUUUAAUUGACGUUCCUUUUAUAUUCGCCAUGUAGCUCGUUUUACGUUCUCUUUUUUUAAAAAUCAUCACGUUUUAAUGUUGUAUUUGUUGUACUUUUCUGCGCUCUGUUGCUUUUUCUGUUUUUUAAGAGUUGCUGUAAUGCCCUGUACCACACGUCAGCAAUUAUAGAUUCUAGGAGAGAAGAGUUAAAAAGAACAUUUUGUACUGUAUAUAAAUGCAGAGUUUAAUUCGAAGGUAAUAUAUGUACAGUAACAUUUUUUUGUAAAGUGCUGUUUUGGUUUUUUUGUUUUGUUUGUUUUGUAGUUUAGUUUUCUUUUUUGUCUCCAGACACCAGAUCCAUGCAUGAUGCUAUUAAAGAGGAGGCAUGUGUGUCUGGUCUGAAAGCGUGUAGAUAACUAAUGCCAAUACAGCUGGAGACAUGUCCGUUUUAAAUGAUUGCAUUCAUUCAUCACGGAGCUGAGUUUAGGGUCGGUUUCAGUAUGUUAAUAUUGACUUUGUUAGGGUUAGGGUUGUGCAUUUCCCUCUUCUUAUGUUUAUGUUAUUAUUUAUGCCACCCCCUUUUAUUCAGUUGUAAACGUCAGAUGAAGUCCUGAUUCGGCCUGAUAUUCUGAUAAGAAAAGCAUUGAAUGUGAGAAAAUCUAAGAGAAUCCAUAGACAAUCACAUAAAUUAUGUAUGGAUUAUCCUUUCAUUUACAGUGUUCCAUUAAAGUCGGUCCAGUUUACAGCUUGAAUGGCUUGAAUUAAAUCAAGUUACCACGUUGGAUCCAAGAAAAAAAAAGUCAUGACGGUGAAUGAACAAACGAUCACAGACUGUGAAGUGUAAGCCCAAAGUCUGCCCUCAUCUUCCUUUUGUCAUAUGUCAGUACUGGUCCAUCAUUUUCUAUCUCUGUUUUGAAAUUGGCCGCUGGACUAAUUAAAACUGAAGGUGACUCUUCUCCA